AUGGGGAUGAGAAAGGCGUCGCCAUUUUUUGUCGUUCUAUUGGGAUUUGGGUUCUUCAUUGCGACCUACAAUCUCGUGGCUCUGGUAAUGCAUAACCAAAAUUGGAAUUCUCCACUGCAAUUGGUGGAUCGUUCAACGCUUGCUCUUCGAUCUGAUCCUGUUGUUAGGAUGCCAAAUGAAUUGAAGAGGUCGGGAGGUCCAAAGAGGCUGUUUCAUGUGGCUCUCACUGCGACCGAUGCGCCUUAUAGUAAGUGGCAGUGCAGAAUAAUGUACUAUUGGUACAAAAGGAUGAAGGAUGUAGAAGGAUCAGAAAUGGGAGGAUUCACGCGGGUUCUGCAUUCAGGGACUCCGGAUAAUUUGAUGGAUGAGAUCCCUACCUUUGUCGUCGAUCCUCUACCUGCUGGUAUGGAUAGG
Phalaenopsis equestris is the source of this 414-nucleotide messenger RNA. Its product is annotated as hydroxyproline O-arabinosyltransferase 3-like. Lineage: Eukaryota; Viridiplantae; Streptophyta; Magnoliopsida; Asparagales; Orchidaceae. The record is from RefSeq and is a predicted model, not a curated record. The annotation marks the transcript as partial. The transcript has a single exon. Gene Ontology annotation, molecular function: glycosyltransferase activity.